Molecule: messenger RNA, 1344 nt
Organism: Prunus mume (Japanese apricot)
Lineage: Eukaryota; Viridiplantae; Streptophyta; Magnoliopsida; Rosales; Rosaceae
Source: RefSeq, a predicted model, not a curated record
AUGUUAAGCAAAUUUGACCCGAAAGGCAAAAGGGAGGGACCAGAUCAUCAUGAAGAUCCAAAAGUGCAAUUGAGACUACUUCUUGAACAAAAGAGGUUUGUGCUCGUUUUAGAUAAUGUUUGGAGCAACCAAGAUUUGGAAUGCAAUGUAAAUGCUAUUCCAAAUGGUUUGCUUCGGAGUAAAGUUAUCAUAACUUCUCGUACAUUCUAUGUAGCUUCCGGGAGAGCAAAAUCUCAUGCGCACAUCUAUGAUUUGAGCAAUUUGUUAUCGAAAGAAGAUACUCGAAGUCUAUUCUACAAGAAGGCUUUUCAUGAUGAUAGAGAAGGAAAAUGUCCACCCGAGCUUAAGGAAUUUGCAAGGUGUCCCUUGGAGGACUUUCCCAAUUCUGUUGUUGGUCUCACUCUCUUGAGGUACCUAUGUCUGAGGGAAACCAAUGUUAGAACAGUUCCAAAGUCCAUAAAGAAUCUUGGAUUCUUGGAAACCUUGGAUCUUAAGCAGACCAAAGUGACCAAAUCACCAGCACAGAUUUAUGCACUUCACAAUUUGCGGCAUCUUUUAGUCUAUCGCUACAAUGUCCCGAAUUAUGUGACAUUUGGAGCUGCAAGAGGAGUGAAGGUUUAUGUAGGCAAUAUUGUAGUUUUGUGCUGCAUACAAAAGUUGUCACUAAUUACGGUGAAAAACAACAGAAAAAUCAUGAGUGACUUGGGGAAGCUGAAAGGUCUUAGGAAGUUGGGGCUGACAGAUCUUGAAAGAAAAGAUGGAAGGGACUUAUCAACGAACGAGGAGGAGUUUCUUGACUUGGAUCACAAGGAAUUUCCUCCUCACUUUCUGCAACGUCCAUAUUUGAAAGGGCGGCUAGAAAGGCUGCCCAAGUGGAUUUUCCAGCUCCAUAGUGUAGCCAAGAUUGGUUUAAAGUGGUUAAAACUAGAUGCCAAUGAGAGCCCAUUUGAGGCCCUCAAAGCUUUGCCUAAUCUGAUGGAUCUCGAUUUGGUUCGCUAUUACACUAGGGAAAAGUUGGAGUUCAAAAAGGACACGUUCAAGGAGCUGAAGAUAUUACACAUUGAACAAUUUGAUCAGCUAAAUAUGAUGGUUGUCCAGAAUGGAUCAAUGCCUAAGCUCAAGAAGCUGACCAUGACCAGAUGUCAGAAUUUGGAGUUACUUCCACUCGGCAUUGAGGGUCUAAGAUCACUCGACGAACUGCUUCUAUAUGACAUGCACAAUUUAUUCAUUGCUAGGCUUCAGAGGGGCAGUGAAGACCUGCAGGCGGUUGAGCACAUUCGAGUCAUUCAUUCUUUCUAUCUCGGGAGCAAACAAUGUUUCACUGGAUUUCAGAAUCUCUCUUGA